AUGGGCAAUCGAGCAGCACGUAAUAGACAAGCUGGUCUUCCAGCCUAUGGAACUGGAUAUGAUCCAUAUUACGGAAUGGAUUACUACGGCGGUGCUUAUGAUCCUUAUGGAUACUCGUAUGGCGGUUAUCCAACUGGUGGAUAUGCAACAGGUUACGUUACAACAGCCGUCGUUCCAGCUGCCCCAAUUGGACGAGCUCCAAUUGUCGGUGGUGUAGGUAUUGGUCUUCCACCUAAAAUCCGUGCUAUCUUUAUUCCACAAGGUGGAGUUGCUGCCUCACCAUGUGCUCCAGCUCCAGCUAUUGGUGGAUGCGGUGGCUUCGGCGGCUUCGGCGGAGGUUUACCAGUCGGAGGUUUCGGUGGAGGUUUACCAGUCGGAGGUUUCGGUGGAGGUUUACCAGUCGGAGGUUUCGGUGGAGGUUUACCAGUCGGAGGCUUCGGUGGAGGUUUACCAGUCGGAGGUUUCGGUGGAGGUUUACCAAUCGGAGGCUUCGGUGGAGGUUUACCAGUCGGCGGCUUCGGUGGAGGUUUACCAGUCGGCGGCUUCGGCGGAGGUUUACCAGUCGGCGGCUUCGGCGGAGGUUUACCAGUCGGAGGCUUCGGCGGAGGUUUACCAGUCGGCGGCUUCAGUGGCGGUUAUGGCGGUGGUUGCGGUUUCGGUGGUGGUUACGGUGCUGCUCCAUCUUUCGGCGCCAGUUUUGGUGCUGCUCCCGCUUUCGGCGCCGGUUAUGGUGCUGCUCCAGCUUUCGGCGCCGGUUAUGGUGCCGCUCCAGCUUUCGGCGCCGGUUAUGGUGCUGUCCCGUCUUUCGGAGCCGCUCUUCCACCUAUGGGAGUUGCACGAUCACUAGGAGCUUGUGGUGCACCAAUUGCUCAACCAUACAGCCAAUUGCAAGCAAUUCCACCACCAGUCUAUGCACCACCACCAGUCUAUGCACCACCACCAGUCUAUGCACCACCACCAGUCUAUGCACCACCACCACCAGUCUAUGCACCACCACCAGUUCCACAAUACAUCCCACCACCACCAGUACCACAAUAUAUCCCACCACCACCAGUACCACAAUAUAUUCCACCACCACAACCAAUCUGCGCACCACCACCACCACCAGUUCCUCAAUACAUUCCACCACCACCAGUGCCUCAAUACAUUCCACCACCACCACCAGUGCCUCAAUACAUUCCACCACCACCACCACCACAACCAAUCUGCCCACCACCUCAAUUUGCUCCACCACCACCUCAAUAUAUUCCACCCCCACCACCACCACCCCAAUUCAUUCCACCACCUCCACCACCACCUCAAUACAUUCCACCCCCACCACCACCACAACCAAUCUGCCCACCACCUCAAUUUACUCCCCCCCCACCUCAAUAUCUUCCACCACCACCCCCACCCCCCCAAUGCCUUCCANUCGAACGUGAUACUAAAUCUUCAUGUGUUUAUUUACUAUUGAAGAAAUUCAGCUAA
Molecule: messenger RNA, 1467 nt
Organism: Adineta ricciae
Lineage: Eukaryota; Metazoa; Rotifera; Eurotatoria; Adinetida; Adinetidae
Source: the annotation of a GenBank genome assembly